GUUAAAACAUACAGAAAAGUUUGCUUUUUAAAAUAAACUUUAAUUAAAAAAAAAAAAGAAGAAAAAUGUUUAAAGUUUCAUUUGUUAUUAUUGGCCUAAUAGUAAACCUAACCUUUGCCAAAUAUUUUGAAGAAUGUCUAGAAGUUGCUGAGGAUACCCUUAUACCAGUAGCCAAUGAUUGUCGUGCUUAUAUCUACUGCAGUGAUGAAGAGCAAUCUUUCAAAGAUACUUGUCCUGAGGAAACUUAUUUUGCUGCCGAAACAGGAGAAUGUCUAAUGGAUUAUGAUAAUAUAUGCCCUAAAGCAACACAUACAAAAGAGGAGGUUACCACCACAAUACCUAUAGAAACAACUCCAGCAACAAUUACCACCUUUCCAACUACCUUAACAACCAUUUAUGAACAUAUUGUUGAUAGACCCUCAAGACCUAAAUGUGCUCGCCACACGAAUUCCUAUUAUCCCCACUUUGAACGCUGUGAAUACUAUUACAAAUGUGUAGCUGGUUAUUUAACCAUUUUAAGGUGUAAUUUCUAUCAAGCCUGGGAUUAUCAAAAAGAAAUGUGUGUUCCUUAUAAUAUAGUCCAGUGUUAUGGUACAGCGAAGCUGAGCAAUUUUAAACCGAAACUGCUGUAGAUAUUUAGGCUAAAACUACAAACUUUAAAAUUAAGUAAAUUAUUUUUAAUGAAGACAAUUUAAUUUAAUAAGAUUUAAAAACUAAGAAUAUUUAAGUAAAAAAAUUUUGUAACUUUUUGGCUGUAGUGCCUCUAGUUUGCCUAGAACAAGGUCUUUUAUGAAAGUGAUCACAGACUAUUAAUUCUAAUUAUUUACAGAAUAAUAUCCUAAGAUCAUAUUUUAAAAAUUUACAAAUGUUUCUUAAUAAUCUCUAGAAUCUUUUCUUGUCAACAAGAUCAUCAUCUGCAUACCCUUUUCAUAA
Lucilia sericata (common green bottle fly) is the source of this 933-nucleotide messenger RNA. RefSeq lists its product as uncharacterized. The coding region runs from base 66 to 632 and encodes 188 amino acids. The record is from RefSeq and is a predicted model, not a curated record. Lineage: Eukaryota; Metazoa; Arthropoda; Insecta; Diptera; Calliphoridae. Gene Ontology annotation, cellular component: extracellular region. The transcript has a single exon. Gene Ontology annotation, molecular function: chitin binding.